Messenger RNA from Rhodamnia argentea, 1096 nucleotides. Its product is annotated as TIP41-like protein. NCBI's taxonomy places the organism in Eukaryota, Viridiplantae, Streptophyta, Magnoliopsida, Myrtales, Myrtaceae. Gene Ontology annotation, cellular component: cytosol. The coding region runs from base 57 to 824 and encodes 255 amino acids. Gene Ontology annotation, biological process: TOR signaling. The record is from RefSeq and is a predicted model, not a curated record. The transcript has 8 exons.
CGCGCAGGGGACUGAUUGUGAUUUCGGGUAGAGGACGAGACGAGAGGGUUGCGGCGAUGGAGGUGGUGGUGGACGAGAACGAGCUGAAAUCCGUCGGUGCUCAGCCUCUGACCGACGGUCGACACGGCCUCCGCAUCCACGGUUGGGAGAUCGAAACUCGCAAGCGCUCCAUUCUCAACUCCUCCACCCUCCAACAGUGGGAACAAAAGCUCGGGACAUCUCAUUUGCCAGAGAUGAUAUUUGGGGAGAGUGCCCUUAUUCUUAAACACUUGAAUAGUGGGACGUCAAUCAAUUUCAAUGCUUUUGAUGCUCUUGCUGGUUGGAAGCAGGAGGGUUUGCCACCUGUUGAAGUUCCUGCCGCAGCAAAAUGGAAAUUCAGAAGCAAACCAUUCCAGCAGGUGAUACUGGAUUAUGAUUAUACAUUUACAACACCUUAUUGUGGAAGCGAACCAAUUAAGAUAAAUGCUGAGGAUGAAAUAGAAGCCAUCUCUAAGGCGACUGGCAGCCUUCAAUGGGAUGAUUGCGAGGAACAUAUUGAUAUGGCUGCCUUGGCAGUGAAAGAGCCUAUUCUCUUCUACGACGAGAUAAUUUUAUAUGAAGAUGAACUUGCUGAUAAUGGAAUUUCACUCUUAACAGUGAAAGUGAGAGUCAUGCCAAGCUGUUGGUUUCUUCUCUUGCGAUUCUGGCUUAGAGUUGAUGGAGUGCUAAUGAGAUUGAGGGACACCCGCAUGUAUUGCGGCUUCGAGGACAAAAAAUGCCCUUCUAUUCUACGAGAAAGCUGUUGGAGAGAGGCGACGUUCAAAGCCUUAGCUGCUAUAUGUUGAAGUCUGCCAAAGUGGCCACUGCAUUAAGACCAAUUGCAUGUUAAAUUUUUCCAAGGAUAUGGCAUGCAGUUAGUCCAUUUUGUGACCUUGGCACAGACUAUCCUUGAGGGUCGGCAUAUCAUCUACUUCACUGAGAGCUAUAUUUUAAGAUCACUUGUUCUGUUGCUGAUAUUCAGAUAAUUGAUAUUUGGAUUUUGCAGAAAGGAUACCCAUUCGGUGCUUCUUCAUACAGUGACCCGAGCAUCAUCAGCCAAAGGCUGCCUAUCGUCAUG